AUGACUGGCGCCGCCGGCAAAGAGCAUACCGACGACCACAUGGGAUUUGGUGAACACAAGCGAGUCAGAGUCACCAGUUUGACAAAAUUGAACGUCACCCUGUGGACGGAUAGGGUGUUCGUACGUGGUAUGGGUUAUGGUGUCACCGUCUUCAAUUUCAUGCCGGAGAACGGCAGUGUCAAGGAUAUCCUUUUCCCCUCUGUAAUACCCAGACCGCUGCCCGUGAAUGAACAGCGGGCCGAACCACUCACGAUCAGCUUGUUUGAAGGUCUCGAUAUCUCGGAGAAAGUCCUUCAGCUCGCACAGGGUACUGGUCAUUCUGGAGAAAGCUUUGGCCGCACUUCGGCCGCAAAUAGACUCGGUGUCGCUCCCAACUCGCUGAAUUUGACACAUUCCUCAUUCUCUUCCAUCGCACGGAUUGUAUCUUUCAGAGAUGUGGUCUUCUCUUUGACAGCCAUACGACUCAGGGUGUUGGACCUGAAGCUCCGUUCUCAUAUUGUCGUCUGGCGCGAUCCCUUCUUAACACCACACUCGGAGCCUCUUGAACCUCUUGACGGGGGCACAGUCCGGCCCGGUCUCGCUCGGGUUUACGUAGUGAAAGCAAGUGAGUGA
Messenger RNA from Penicillium hordei, 612 nucleotides. RefSeq lists its product as uncharacterized. The record is from RefSeq and is a predicted model, not a curated record. NCBI's taxonomy places the organism in Eukaryota, Fungi, Ascomycota, Eurotiomycetes, Eurotiales, Aspergillaceae. Bases 1 to 612 code for a protein of 203 amino acids. The transcript is spliced from 2 exons.